Engraulis encrasicolus (European anchovy) is the source of this 2754-nucleotide messenger RNA. It is a transcript of the gene grik2, whose product is annotated as glutamate receptor, ionotropic, kainate 2. Gene Ontology annotation, molecular function: transmitter-gated monoatomic ion channel activity involved in regulation of postsynaptic membrane potential; kainate selective glutamate receptor activity. Gene Ontology annotation, cellular component: plasma membrane; presynaptic membrane; kainate selective glutamate receptor complex. The record is from RefSeq and is a predicted model, not a curated record. Lineage: Eukaryota; Metazoa; Chordata; Actinopteri; Clupeiformes; Engraulidae. Bases 34 to 2754 code for a protein of 906 amino acids. Gene Ontology annotation, biological process: monoatomic ion transport; synaptic transmission, glutamatergic; modulation of chemical synaptic transmission. The transcript is spliced from 16 exons.
CAGGGAAUAACAUUUGCGUGCCCCACAGACAUCAUGAAGAUUACCUCCCUACUGAUAACUAAUGCCAGAUUCAGGUGCAUCGCGCUGCUGCUAUUAUUAUGUGUGGGAUAUUCACAAGGAAUGCCACAUGUUUUAAGAUUUGGGGGGAUAUUCGAGUCGGUCGAAAGCGGGCCGUCCGGUUCUGAGGAACUCGCCUUUAAGUUUGCUUUAAACACCAUCAACAGGAACCGAACCCUGCUGCCAAACACCACGCUCACCUACGAUAUCCAAAGGAUCAACAUCCACGACAGCUUCGAAGCCUCCAGGAAAGCCUGCGACCAGCUCUCUUUGGGCGUGGCGGCCAUCUUCGGCCCGUCCCACAGCUCCUCGGCCAAUGCCGUGCAGUCGAUCUGCAAUGCGCUGGGCGUGCCCCACAUCCAGACCAAGUGGAAGCACCAGGUGUCGGACAACCGCGACUCCUACUACGUCAGCCUGUACCCCGACUUCUCCUCGCUCAGCCGGGCCAUCCUGGACCUGGUGCACUUCUUCAAGUGGAAGACCGUCACCGUGGUCUACGAUGACAGCACAGGCCUGAUCCGGCUGCAGGAGCUGAUCAAGGCUCCGUCGCGCUACAACAUCCGGUUGAAGAUCCGGCAGCUGCCGAUGGACACCAAGGACGCCAAGCCCCUGCUGAAGGAGAUGAAGAGGGGCAAGGAGUUCCACGUCAUCUUCGACUGCGGACACGAGAUGGCCGCCGGCAUUCUCAAACAGGCUCUGGCCAUGGGGAUGAUGACGGAGUAUUACCACUACAUCUUCACCACGCUGGACUUGUUUGCGCUGGACGUGGAGCCAUACCGCUACAGUGGCGUGAACAUGACGGGCUUUAGGAUCCUGAACACGGAGAGCAGCCAGGUCACCGCCAUCAUGGAGAAGUGGUCCAUGGAGAGGCUGCAGGCCCCGCCCAAGCCCGACUCCGGCCUAUUAGAUGGCUUCAUGACGACGGAUGCUGCGCUGAUGUACGACGCGGUGCACCUGGUGGCGGUGGCCGUGCAGCAGUCCUCCCAGAUCACCGUCAGCUCGCUACAGUGCACCAGACACAAACCCUGGCGCUUUGGCCAACGCUUCAUGACACUCAUCAAAGAGGCCCACUGGGACGGCUUGACCGGGAGGAUUAACUUCAACAAAACCAACGGCUUGAGGACAGACUUUGACCUCGAUGUCAUCAGCCUGAAGGAGGAUGGACUCGAGAAGAUUGGGACGUGGGACCCUUCCAGUGGCCUGAACAUGACAGAUAACCAGAAGGGGAAAUCCGCCAACAUCACUGACUCCCUGUCCAAUCGCUCGCUGGUCGUCUCCACCAUACUGGAGGAGCCGUACGUGAUGUUUAAGAAGUCGGAUAAGCCGCUGUACGGUAACGAGCGUUUCGAGGGAUACUGCAUAGACCUGCUGAGGGAGCUGUCGACCAUCUUGGGCUUCACCUACGAGGUGCGAUUGGUGGAGGACGGCCGCUACGGCGCCCAGGACGAGACCACCGGCCAAUGGAAUGGCAUGGUGCGCGAGCUCAUGGACCACAAAGCUGAUCUUGCAGUCGCUCCAUUGGCCAUCACCUACGUGCGGGAGAAGGUCAUCGACUUCUCCAAGCCCUUCAUGACGCUGGGGAUAAGUAUUCUCUACCGCAAGCCCAACGGCACCAACCCGGGAGUCUUCUCCUUCCUCAACCCGCUCUCGCCCGAUAUCUGGAUGUAUAUUCUGCUGGCUUACUUGGGUGUCAGUUGUGUGCUGUUUGUCAUAGCCAGGUUUAGCCCCUACGAGUGGUACAACCCGCACCCGUGCAACCCCGACUCGGACGUGGUGGAGAACAACUUCACCCUGCUAAAUAGUUUCUGGUUCGGAGUUGGAGCUCUCAUGCAGCAAGGCUCAGAGCUCAUGCCCAAAGCCCUCUCCACCAGGAUAGUAGGAGGUAUCUGGUGGUUCUUCACGCUCAUCAUCAUCUCCUCCUACACGGCCAACCUGGCCGCCUUCCUCACCGUCGAGAGGAUGGAGUCGCCCAUCGACUCGGCCGACGACCUGGCCAAGCAGACCAAAAUCGAGUACGGCAUAGUGGAGGACGGCUCCACCAUGACCUUCUUCAAGAAAACAAAGAUCUCCACCUACGACAAGAUGUGGGAGUUUAUGAGCAGCCGACGGCACUCGGUGAUGGUGAAGAGCAUUGAGGAGGGCAUCCAGCGCGUGCUCACCUCCGACUACGCCUUCCUCAUGGAGUCCACCACCAUCGAGUUCGUCACGCAGCGCAACUGCAACCUCACGCAGAUAGGGGGCCUCAUCGACUCCAAGGCCUACGGCGUAGGCACGCCCAUGGGCUCUCCGUAUCGGGACAAGAUCACCAUCGCCAUCCUGCAGCUUCAGGAGGAAGGCAAGCUGCACAUGAUGAAGGAGAAGUGGUGGCGCGGCAACGGUUGCCCGGAGGAGGAGAACAAGGAGGCCAGCGCUCUGGGAGUGCAGAACAUCGGCGGCAUCUUCAUCGUGCUGGCGGCCGGACUGGUGCUCUCCGUCUUCGUGGCCGUCGGCGAGUUUCUCUAUAAGUCCAAACAAAACGCACAACUGGAAAAGCGUUCCUUCUGCAGUGCCAUGGUGGACGAGUUACGGGUGUCCCUGAAGUGCCAGCGCCGGCUCAAACACAAGCCCCAGCCGCCCGUCAUGGUCAAGACGGAGGAGGUCAUCAACAUGCACACCUUCAACGACCGAAGACUGCCAGGCAAAGAAACCAUGGCCUGA